UGCAGGGGCCGCUAACGGUCCCGCGCCCUCGGCGUCCGCGCCCCCAGCCCGGGGACGACGGCGCCGCGGCCAUGGGGGCGACGCGGGCGGCGGAGCCGCUGCGCUCCGUGCUGUGGGUGAAGCAGCAGCGCUGCGCCGUGAGCCUGGAGCCCGCGCGGGCGCUGCUGCGCUGGUGGCGGAGCCCGGGGCCCGGAGCCGGCGCCCCCGGCGCGGAUGCCUGCUCCGUGCCGGUCGCCGAGAUCAUUGCCGUGGAAGAGACAGACGUCCAUGGGAAGCACCGCGGCAGCGGCCGGUGGCAGAAGAUGGAGAAGCCGUUCGCGUUCACAGUCCACUGUGUGAAGAGAGCGCGGCGCCACCGCUGGAAGUGGGCGCAGGUGACGUUCUGCUGCCCAGAGGAGCAGCUGUGUCACCUGUGGCUGCAGACCCUGAGGGCCAUGCUGGAGACGCUGACGUCGAGACCAAAGCAUUUGCUGGUGUUCAUCAACCCGUUUGGAGGAAAAGGGAAAGGCAAGCGGAUCUACGAGCAAAAAGUGGCGCCGUUGUUUACACUGGCCUCCAUCACCACCGACGUAAUCGUUACGGAACGUGCUAAUCAAGCCAAGGAGACUUUAUAUGAGAUUAAUAUAGACAAGUAUGACGGCGUCGUGUGUGUCGGCGGCGACGGCAUGUUCAGCGAGGUGCUGCACGGCCUGGUGGGCAGAGCGCAGAGGAGCGCGGGCGUGGACCAGAAUCAUCCGAGGGCCGCGCUGGUGCCCAGCAGCCUCCGCAUCGGCAUCAUCCCCGCGGGGUCGACGGACUGCGUGUGCUACUCCACGGUGGGCACCAACGACGCAGAAACGUCAGCUUUGCACAUCGUGGUCGGGGACUCGCUGGCCAUGGACGUGUCCUCCGUGCACCACCACGGCACGCUGCUGCGCUACUCCGUGUCCCUGCUGGGCUACGGCUUCUAUGGGGACAUUAUCAGAGACAGCGAGAAAAAGCGGUGGAUGGGUCUCGUCAGAUACGACUUUUCAGGUAUAAAGACCUUUCUCUCCCAUCACUGCUACGAAGGGACGGUGUCUUUCCUGCCUGCACAGCACACGGUGGGAUCUCCGAGGGACGGGAAACCCUGCCGAGCAGGGUGCUUUGUCUGCAGGCAGAGCAGGCAGCAGCUGCAGGAGGAGCAGAAGAAGGCUCUCUACGGCUUGGAGAAUGCUGAGGAGGUGGAAGAGUGGCAGGUCGUCUGCGGGAAGUUUCUGGCCAUCAACGCCACAAACAUGUCCUGUGCUUGUCGCCGGAGCCCCAGGGGCCUCUCGCCGGCUGCCCACUUGGGAGACGGGUCUUCCGACCUCAUCCUCAUCCGGAAGUGCUCCAGGUUCAAUUUUCUGAGGUUCCUUGUCCGGCACACCAACCAGUGCGAUCAGUUCGACUUCAGUUUCGUGGAAGUUUAUCGUGUCAAGAAGUUCCAGUUCACUUCGAAGCACGUGGAGGACGAGGACAGUGACCUGGAGCAGGGGAAGACGCGCUUCGGGCGGAUCUGCAGGGAGCACCCCUCGUGCUGCUGCCCGGCGUCCGGCAGCUCCUGGAACUGCGACGGGGAGCUGCUGCCCAGCGCGGCCCUGGAGGUCAGGGUCCACUGCCAGCUGGUUCGACUCUUUGCACGAGGAAUCGAAGAGAACCCCAAGCAAGGACCACACAGCUGAGACGCCCUCACACCGUCCGCCUCGUGCUUGGGGCGUGUGAACGUUAUUUAAGAAAUUUACUACAGACCAAUUAUGUUCAUAUAUACAUUUAAAUUUAGAAAUUUAUUUUUGAUAGUUAAAUCUUGAUUUUAGAAAAAAUACUUUGUCAACAAUUCUGUGUGCAUACUUGGCAUUUUAAGUUCCGUGUCAUCUGUGGGUUGCCUUUCACACAAGUCGUCCUCAGCAAGUUCUUCCUGUUGAUUUGGGGCCUUGGCUUCUUAGACUUCAACAAUGUCAAUAGUGUAGUUUUAAAAAUGGCCCAUUAGUGGCUCAGUUGCAAUAAUUUUAGGGACAUUGUGAGUGCUUUCCCUGAAGGUCACACCAUCUGGGCACGAGGUAGCCACUGGGUCUCUCCGACCCGCUUGGCAAGACUUACUCUGACUGCGAGGCCAAGUUCCGGAAAGUGGCGGAUUCUCUUUGCCUUCGUUCGCCUUCGUCGUACUCUGUGCUAGGACACUGCUGUACCGGCCACGACAACGUGACGCAACGUGUCCCGCUUCAGUGACAUUGUGGGAGUCCGACCGUCGUGGUGCAUGGGAGGGCGCUGGGCACAAGAUGCAUGGUCUGGAGGGUUUGCGCCCAGCCCCACCCAGCUGCUCCUGGGACAAAGCGGCCGGGAGCGAGGACCCGGUGCCCGCUCAGCAGACAGAUCAGGAACUCUGGGGACAGUCAAUGUGGGAAGCCCUGGAGAGUUUUUUCACUGUUUUAAAACGUAAAAUGCUGAUGUGUUCUAGUGACGUACAGUCCAUGACGUGGCUGGACUUUGUGGGGGACACAGACAGAAGCUGGCAACGGCGGCGGGGUCGUUGC
Lemur catta (Ring-tailed lemur) is the source of this 2531-nucleotide messenger RNA. It is a transcript of the gene CERK, whose product is annotated as ceramide kinase. The transcript has 13 exons. NCBI's taxonomy places the organism in Eukaryota, Metazoa, Chordata, Mammalia, Primates, Lemuridae. Gene Ontology annotation, molecular function: kinase activity. Bases 72 to 1682 code for a protein of 536 amino acids. The record is from RefSeq and is a predicted model, not a curated record.